Aspergillus japonicus CBS 114.51 is the source of this 1578-nucleotide messenger RNA. Its product is annotated as leucine-rich repeat domain-containing protein. NCBI's taxonomy places the organism in Eukaryota, Fungi, Ascomycota, Eurotiomycetes, Eurotiales, Aspergillaceae. The record is from RefSeq and is a predicted model, not a curated record. The transcript has a single exon. The coding region runs from base 1 to 1578 and encodes 525 amino acids.
AUGUCCAGCCCCGAGCCCGAGGACAGAAGACUGCAGGAUCUGUCGCCCGAAAUCUUCCAACAGAUUCUCACCGACCUGGAUCCGGAGUCGACCAAGGCCCUCCGCCUAACCACGCGCACGCUCGCCGAGAAGUGCCUCGGGCCCCGAGCCCAGCUCAUCCAACCCGUGCUCGAUUGCUCGCCGCAGAAUCUGCGCGCCCUGUAUGCCCUGGCAUGUGACCCCGUCCUCAGCCCGAAGGUGCAUUCCCUGACCUUCCUGGCCACCUCCCUGGAAUCUCGGGAAUUGGAGAAGAGCAUCGAAGCCGGAUAUUACGAGGAAGUAACCUUCAAUGGCCCCAUAUGGUCGAGGGAAGAAGUCGACUAUACCCCCGAGGGACUGGGCAAGGCUCAGGCGGAGCUGCGCUGGCUCAAGGAGCAGCAGGAAGCGCGGGCCGCCGAAUCGCCGAGCGAGAUGGUGGACCUCCUGCAGCGGGCCUUCCGGGGCUUUAGCGCGUUGCAGGCGAUCCGUCUCGAUGGCGGGAUCGUCUGCGGACGUGGACGCGCUAAGAGAAAGCCCCCGGGCUACAAGCAAUGGCAGCCGCUCUGGGAGAGAGCCUCGCGGGUGCUUUCCUGGGUGCUGACUGCGAUGGUGGAGGGUGGAGUCUCGGUCAGGAAUCUUGAUGUGUAUUACAACACCGACCGGUGUUGUAUCCCGGCUGAUGAAAUUGCUGCUCUAGCGGCGGGGCUUAGCCAAUCACAGCGGGAGGUAUUGGGAAAGAACCUGCACUCGUUCCAGCUGAGCUUGUCGGGGGCAUUAAACGACGCUGAUGUUGAGAAAGCGGAGGAGGGAAAAGAAGAACGGGUGCAGGAGAAGGACGAAUCAUUUGAAAUUCAUUCCCUCUUCCAAUCAGCCCCGGCUCUGCGAGAGUUGAGUCUAAGAUUUCGGCGAACCGGCCGGUUAGAGACUCUCCACUGCUACGACUACAUAAUCGACAGCAUCGCCAAGAAAACCCAGUUCCCUAUGCUCGAGAAAUGUAUAUUUGCUGGUCUUGCGGUUAAGGAGGAGUCACUGCUGCUUUUUCUUCAGAGACAUCCCAACCUCCGCUCCCUAUCAUUACACGAGUGUCAUCUGACCUCGGGGUCCUGGACCCCGAUCUUUACUCAUUUACAGUCAAUGCCCAGGCUUGAGACCCUCAGCCUCUCAAAUCUUUUUGGCAAGCACAUGCAGAACCGGAAGUAUGAACAACGAGGGUAUGGUUCUUCUUCUUCUUCUUCUUCUUCUUCUUCUUCUUCUCCUUCUUCGGGUUCCUCGGCCUCCGAAUUAGAGAUAGAGAAAGAUGAAGAGCUGGAGGAGAGUGACGGGAUGGUAGUUCUGCUGCCAGCCUGGAACGUCCCUUCCAAAGACUGUUGGGCCGGCUGGUUAAACGAGUACCCCCAUUCCAAUGGGAGAGCAGUGCACACCAGGGACUUCACUCGCGAGGAACUGGCCAAGGGACUGGUGUUCCGGCCGCUGAGAAAGGGGCCAGGACGGGCGAUCGGCUCUAUCCAGGGUAUGAACUGGAGGAACCGUCGGCGAGAGCUUUAUGCGCCUCUUGUAUAG